Messenger RNA from Sturnus vulgaris (Common starling), 984 nucleotides. Its product is annotated as histo-blood group ABO system transferase 2-like. NCBI's taxonomy places the organism in Eukaryota, Metazoa, Chordata, Aves, Passeriformes, Sturnidae. Gene Ontology annotation, cellular component: vesicle; membrane; Golgi apparatus. The record is from RefSeq and is a predicted model, not a curated record. Gene Ontology annotation, biological process: carbohydrate metabolic process. Gene Ontology annotation, molecular function: hexosyltransferase activity.
AUGCGAAUCACAAAACUACAUGGGCUGGCUAUUCUAGUGACAGCAGGAAUUGCUGGUGCAAUCUGGUACCACCACCCUUUCUCCCCCAGCAGAGACCAGGAACGUGCAAACUCGCCAGGAGGGGACUCAGGACUAAAAUCAGACUUACAUGAAGCCUCUCUGACACUUCCAUGGAGACAGGACGUGCUGGUGUUGACACCAUGGCUGGCUCCAAUAGUCUGGGAAGGCACAUUCAGCAGAGACAUCCUGAAUGCUCAAUACCUGCAGAAGAACCUGGUCACUGGAGUGGUCACUUUUGCUGUUGAAAAAUAUGUCCAGUUCAUAGAAGGGUUCAUGACAUCUGCCAACAAGUACUUCCUUGCUGGGCACCAGGUGAAUUUCUACCUGUUCACAGACAGCCCCGAGAAGGUGUCCCACGUUCAGAUGUCCCCUGAGAACCGCGUGUUUGUCAUCCCCGUGCAGAGCGGCUCCGGCUGGCAGGACGCCUGCAGGAGCCGCAUGCACAUCCUCAGCUCCUACAUCCAGAGGCGGCUCCAGCACGAGGUGGAUUAUCUGUUCUCCAUGGACAUCGACGUGCAGCUCCUGGCACACGUCGGGGUGGAAAUCAUCGAUGCCCUGGUGGCCACCAUCAGCUCCUGGCAGCUCAGCCCCCAGCACGACGACAGAGCCCAGGGGACACAGCCUGGGCCACCAGCUGCCAGCCCCGAGGGCCACGGGGACUUCCACUACACAGCCAGCUUCUACGGGGGCAGCGUGUCCGAGGUGUACAAACUGAGCACAGCCUGCUUCGGGGGGGUGAUGGAGGACAGGGAAAUCGGCAUCGGGGCUCGGGGGCACCACGAGAGCCUCCUCAACAAAUACCUGCUGCAGCACAAACCCACACGGCUGCUGUCCCCAGAGUACUACUGGGACACAGAGCUGAGCUCCAGCCUCAUCCACGUGAAGAGGAUGUGCCCUGUGCACAAGGACAGCUCCUGGCACUGA